AUGGUGUAUGCUCAAUCUAUUGAGGAGUCCAAACUUAAGAGGAAUGGUAUGGAGUUGAAAAGGGGUAGGUCCGAUGAGCAAGGUCAACCUAGGUUCAAGAAGAGAUCUCCUAACCAAGAUUAUUCUAGUGCUUCUAAGGAUAAUGAGGAAAAAGGUGGUGGGUCUCAAUUUUCUAAACCUUUUUAUGCCACUUGUCGGAAGAGGCAUCAUGGGAAGUGCCUUGCCAGUACUAGUGGGUGCUCUAGUUGUGGAAAGAAUGAUCACCAAGUGAGGAAUUUUCCUACUCUUACGGCUAGGGGAAAGGAGGCCAAACAAGCUUCUUAUGUUGUCCUGGAUCAUAAUGCUCCAAAGAAGAAUCGUCUCUAUGCUCUACAAGCUAGCAAGGAUAAAGGAGCUAAUCCGGAUAAAGGUACCGGUAAUUUUUAA
Molecule: messenger RNA, 426 nt
Organism: Solanum verrucosum
Lineage: Eukaryota; Viridiplantae; Streptophyta; Magnoliopsida; Solanales; Solanaceae
Exons: 1
Coding region: 1-426 (141 amino acids)
Source: RefSeq, a predicted model, not a curated record